Dendroctonus ponderosae (mountain pine beetle) is the source of this 2316-nucleotide messenger RNA. Its product is annotated as mediator of RNA polymerase II transcription subunit 15. Gene Ontology annotation, molecular function: transcription coregulator activity. The transcript is spliced from 15 exons. Gene Ontology annotation, biological process: regulation of DNA-templated transcription. Bases 293 to 2107 code for a protein of 604 amino acids. The record is from RefSeq and is a predicted model, not a curated record. Lineage: Eukaryota; Metazoa; Arthropoda; Insecta; Coleoptera; Curculionidae.
ACAGUGUCAGUAAAAAACCUCGUUAUCAUUUUGUGCAAGGGAGUGGGCAAUCUAUAGUUGUCUUCAUCUAUGCAUCAUACUUCACAUGCCCACAUGCCCACCUACUUGUCUUUACCUAUGAUGCCCACUUUAUCCACAAACUUUAUCUAUGAUUUGAGGUUAAAGAACGUUUUUGUUUAUUUAUGUGUCGAAAGUUUGCAAUAUUAAAUUCAUGUUUUUCGUGUUCAAUUCACUGAAAUUUGUGCAUUUUUCCCGUAUAUUAUAGUGCGCGUAAAUCUCACACUAAGACACUAUGGCAGACGAUUCUUGGAGGGCCCACUCCUUUCGGCAAAAUAUAAUUGCCAAAAUUGAUGAAGCAAUCCGACAAUCCGGAAUGAAUACGUCGAAAAACAGUUUAGAAAUGGAAAAUCAUGUUUUCCAGAAGGCCAAAAAUCGGGAAGAGUACUUGAGCUUUGUGGCCAGAUUGAUUCUACAUGUUCGCGAAAUGAAUAAAAAACCAGGACAAUUGAGCGGAGUUCCUGGCGGUCAGCAACAGCAGGCGCCCGGAAUGCCCGAUCCAAUCAAUGCCUUGCAAAAUUUGGCCAGUCAAGGUAUAAUACAAGGAAGCAGGAAUUCGAUGGUGGGAAUGGGAGGGCCGCCGCAGGCCAAUCAAAUGCGGGGACCUGGCCAGGGCAACGCCAACUUGCUGCAACCGAUCAACCAACCCCAGAUCAUGAUGGGUGGGGGCAUGCCAGGCAACAUGGGACUGCAGGUUCCCCGAGUUCAGAACAUGAAUAUGCCCCCCAACGCCCAAAUGCCCGGGCAAAUGCCGAUGCAAAUCCCGAAUCCAAUGGGCGGCCAAAUGGGUGGACAAAUGGGCGGAGGAAUGCAGAUGCAGGGCGCUGUAGUGGUUCCCGGCCAAAUGGGUUCCGGUGGGAUGCAAAUGGGGCCCGGAGGAAUGCAGGGACCCAUGAGCGGAUCCGCUAUGGGUUCCAUGCAACAGCAAAUGCAGCAGCAAAAACCGCCCAAUUCUCAAAACAGCAUGCUCCUCAACCCGAAUAUGAUGGGCGGAGGCGGCUACGUUAGACAAUCUGGGCCUGGUCAGAUUUUCGCCCAAUCCCCGCUGCAACCUUCUGCUCAAUCACCCGCGGGCGGAAAUUUAUCGCAGCCUUCAAGCGCUUCGCCCGCUUUAGCGUCUAGUUCAGUGUGUUCUCUUGGAAUGGGGAUAAUGGGCGGUCCCCCUAGGGCUCAGUGUUUGGCUCCCAGUCCUGUUGGGUCAAUCAACACACCAGGACAACCAAGCCAGAGCCCCAUGGCGGUCGAUGAACAGGCGUAUCGAGAUAAGAUACGACAGCUCAGCAUCUAUAUAGACCCUUUGAGGAGAGUGAUCGCAAGAACGAACGACAGAGCGGAUUCCAAUGAUGGAGGCGAAAAGAUGAUGAGCAAAAUGAAAAAGCUGCUCGAGAUUUUGACCAAUCCGCAUCAACGUAUGCCCUUGGAAACGCUGAUCAAAUGCGAAAUAGUUUUGGAGAAAAUUGACUUUAAGAGCCGUGACGCUCAAUUUAAGGAUUUGCCAGCAUUUCACUCGCUACUAGAUGUGGUGGCUCAAAAUCUUCAAAGCCCCGUCAUCAACCACACUCUUCACCGCACUUUCGGACCCACUUUGGAUGCCUUGUUUGGCCCCGAAUUCAAAUUGGUUCCGCCUCUGAAAAGGGCCAAACUUGAGGAACCCACCAGCGAUAUUCCCGAUGUGCUCCAGGGAGAAAUUGCGCGGCUCGAUCAGCGGUUUAAAGUUAGUUUGGAUCCGAACCAGCAGCCCGGUGCCAAGAGUAUCCAGCUCAUUUGUUGGCUGGAUUGCAAGCAACUGCCAUGCGUUCCUCCGAUUUCGCUCACCAUUCCCGAGAAUUAUCCAAAAAAGUCGCCCACCUGCCACAUAGCUUCGCAUGAGUACAAUGCCACCACUUUCCUCUCUGAUGUGCAAACGGCCUUAUUGGCCAGAAUUACUAAACUGCCCAAGAACUAUUCGGUGUCGCAUUUGCUGGAUACUUGGGAAAUGAGCGUUCGCCAGGCAUCAGCUCCUAAUAAGUCGAUAUCCAGUAACUCACUGACUACGCUUAUGGGGUUUUAACUUGUAAUUAGCAAUUUAGGUAGUUCAUAAACAAGAAUUCAGAAAAUUGGAAAUCGUCCAACCUGCAAGGUUUUCUCUAUUUCAAAAUUCUAGUUUCACUUCGCUGCCUUCAUACGACUUGCUGUACUUGUAUGAAGAACGCCGCAAAAUAUGCACAUUUCCACGCUUGAAGAGGAAUAAUUUCUCAAUUAAAUGGCGUUAAUACCGAG